AUGCCGAUAAUACCUUACGCAGAUGUCAGACUUCGAAAUCGGUUGACAAAAUGGAUAGCGGACGACGGACCCUUCGAUAACGAGUUCGGCGAAGGAGAAGCAACGCCAACGAUUUUAGAAAUCCACCUUUGUCGUCUGCUCUCUCUCGAUCGUUGCUGUGAUGGUGUAAGUUUGGAGACCGUUAGCGGAGCAUCAGUGGUGUUCUUUUGGCUGUUCUGUCUAUUUGCGCUGUCCUCCGAUCUCAGCUUUCGAAGAAAAGUGAAGUUCAUCGAGGGAUUGGGUGUUGUCAGUUGUCGAUGUGAAGUUUCUUGGGACUGUGGGGAGUUGUCAGUUGUUCGAUGUGAAGUUUCUUGGGGACAUGCUGUAAAAGUGUUGUUUGUUAUUCUUUUCUGUUUCCUCAUCAUUCCUGGUCUUCAAGCAAUAAAUCAACAUUCACUGUUCUUUUAUUCUCCCACUCCUCCUCCCCCAACUGCUGCCGCUUCUGAUGCUUGCACGCAUAUUGUACCUGAGAUAACGAAAACCUCUUCAUAUAUCAAAUCGAAUAGGACACCCAUGAAGAUGCUCAUUGACCACGAAAUGUCCAAAGAAGUUGAAUCUAAACAUAGCCCUCCUAAUCUAGUCGCAAAAUUGAUGGGCCUUGAUGCCCUUCCUCAGCCCGAACCCAAACUUGCUACAAAGAGAAUCCCGUCCAAGGCCCACUCUCGAAGUCAUUCGGAUAUACCAAUGAGCGAGUGGGAGCAACAGCAGAGAUUCUCUCACUACAAAGACAUUCACGAGGUAUGUGAGCAACCACAGAGAUUUACAACCGCAAAUGACAAAAAGAUGGCUCUCGUUCGUCAGAAGUUUCUAGAAGCCAAACGUCUGUCCAUGGAUGGAAGAUUACGCCAGUCCAAGCAAUUCCAGGACGCAUUAGAAGUUUUGAGUUCAAACAGAGACUUAUUUCUCGAGUGCCUGCAGGAACCAAGUUCUGUGUUUGCUCAGCAGCUUUACAGCUUGCACUCUAUUCCUAUUCCCGAGACUAAGCGCAUUACUGUCCUUAGACCUUCGAAAAUUGCGGACGAGUUUUACUUUGCUGGAGACAGAGAUGGAAAACGAGAAUUGGAGGAAAAAUGUAUCUUUGCUUAUUCGAGAAAUUCUCCUCCCAAAUAUCACGAGAGUCCCACUCAGCCAAUCCGAAUAGUGGUUCUCAAACCAAGCCUGGAUAAAAUACUCGAUAACAGUAAAGUUAUCAACUCCCCACAGUCCCAAUCAGCAAUAAUACAUAGCGAAGGCUUUUUGGGUGAUGUGGAGGACAAUGCAAAUCGGGUGUCAAGACAGGUCGCAAAGGAAAUCACAAACCAAAUGCGCGAGAAGCUCGGCAGCCAGCACAGGGACGAAACCGUCAUUUACUCAGCUGUCGAGAGUUCGUUCGACAAAUCGGAGAUUGAUGAGUAUCCAAGUGGUGACAUCAGCGAAUCCGAAGCCACAUCACCCGUGUCCCGGCAUUCGUGGGAUUACGUGAAAGAAAGGCAAAGAAGCCCGUUUUCUUCCUCCUCUUUCAGCAGGGAAUCUUAUUCUCUCGAGUCAUCUGUCUGUAGAGAGGCUAAAAAACGCUUAUCUGAACGUUGGGCCCUUAUGGCAUCUAAUGGGAGUUUUCAGGAACUGAGGCAAAUACGUAGGGGCUCGAGCACGCUGGGCGAAAUGCUUGCUCUUUCUGAGUCAAAACACGAGAAAAAUGAAAUAGUACCAACUUUGAAAGAAAGUGUUUUCAUUUCUAAUGAAAAAUUAAAGGAUUCAAAUAGUAUGUUAGAGAGCGGAAGAAGGGAAGUUCAAGAUGAUAGUAAUAAUUCACUGAGGAACCUCACAAGGUCGAAAUCUGUUCCUGUUUCUUCUUCUCAGUUUGGGUCUAGGCUUGAAGUUGUGGCUAAGGAGGGAGCGAAGGCUAGAAGUGGAAAUUCGUCGUUUAAGGGAAAAGUUUCGAGUUUGUUUUUCUCGAGGAGUAAAAAGGGCGGUAAAGAUAAGGCUAUUGGACCUGGAACUGGAGAUGAGUCUGGCUCGUCUUUUCUUGGGGAAAUUAGCUGUGAUGGAAGUGGAAUUCAUCUUGAGGAAGUGGAGUUAUCGAGCAAAACAUCUUCCUUGUGCAUGAUUUCACCUGAGGAAGCCAUUUUCGUGUUCUUCUUUCUAGAUCUUUUAAUGUCAGUAUUGAGCAUUUUGGCAUCAAAUAAGGUGCCGUCAUUUGACUUCACUAAAUUUUCUGUGUCGAAACCUGCCGCAUCUGGAAACAUUGGUGAAAAUCAGGACCAGCCAAGCCCGAUAUCGGUCUUAGAUCCUACCUUUGAAUUAAAUGAACGCACAUCAAAAGUGUUCCCUCGUUAUGUCGAGCCCGACCCUCAUGGUUACGAUUUGUCAUCGAGCCCACUUAGUUCAAACUUCAUCGAUAAGUCACCACUUAUCGGCUCCAUAGCUCGUACCUUAUUGUGGGACGACUCAAGCUUAGACACGGCCUUGACCGCCACACAAGCACCAACAAAAGACGAGGGGCGAGAAUGGUAUUUAUUCGCCAGAACAUUGUUAUCUAUGACGGGCCUUGAAAGCGAGGCCCAUCACGACUCGUUCUUCGCCAGGUGGCACUCGCCCGAGAGCCCAUUAGAUCCGUCCUUGAGAGACACGUACAUCGACUUGAAAAACGAUACGAACGAGGCUAGGCGGAGGCAGAAGAGGUCCAUGCAGAAGCUCGUCUUUGAUUGCUUGAACGUGGUACUGGUCGAGCUUGUGGGCCCAGGACAGCUGGCGGACGAGGUGUGGGCCCGCAUGAACUGUUGGUUUUCGGGGGACGAAAACGGGUUCGUGGUGGAGAGGGCAGUGAGGAAUGAGGUGGCGGGGAAGGGUUGGGUUGAGAAUUUGAGAUUUGAGAGGGACAUUUUGGGAAAAGAAAUUGAGGUUGUUCUGUUUGAGAUGCUUUUGGAGGAGGCUGUGAUUGAACUUGACAGGUUCAAUUGUAUAUUUUUAUUCCCAAUGUUCUCACAAUUUGAGGGAGCAAACGAAACGAGGACAACGGGCUUAUUUCUUCUAUUUCCUGUUCAUAGACCCUAUUUGAAGGAUGCGCAGCGAAGACGGGAAGAUCUCGUUACAUUUUCCUUCCCCAAAUCGAUCACCACUGACGACCACCUUUUGUCUGCUGGUUGUUUACCGUCGUUCGGCAACAAGCUUAGAAGACGAUUGUUGGGCCGGCGUCGUCUAUUCCAAAGCAUUCAUAAUGGUACAAAUGACCGGCGACGGCGACGAGUAUUGAGCAUUUUGGCAUCAAAUAAGGUGCCGUCAUUUGACUUCACUAAAUUUUCUGUGUCGAAACCUGCCGCAUCUGGAAACAUUGGUGAAAAUCAGGACCAGCCAAGCCCGAUAUCGGUCUUAGAUCCUACCUUUGAAUUAAAUGAACGCACAUCAAAAGUGUUCCCUCGUUAUGUCGAGCCCGACCCUCAUGGUUACGAUUUGUCAUCGAGCCCACUUAGUUCAAACUUCAUCGAUAAGUCACCACUUAUCGGCUCCAUAGCUCGUACCUUAUUGUGGGACGACUCAAGCUUAGACACGGCCUUGACCGCCACACAAGCACCAACAAAAGACGAGGGGCAAGAAUGGUAUUUAUUCGCCAGAACAUUGUUAUCUAUGACGGGCCUUGAAAGCGAGGCCCAUCACGACUCGUUCUUCGCCAGGUGGCACUCGCCCGAGAGCCCAUUAGAUCCGUCCUUGAGAGACACGUACAUCGACUUGAAAAACGAUACGAACGAGGCUAGGCGGAGGCAGAAGAGGUCCAUGCAGAAGCUCGUCUUUGAUUGCUUGAACGUGGUACUGGUCGAGCUUGUGGGCCCAGGACAGCUGGCGGACGAGGUGUGGGCCCGCAUGAACUGUUGGUUUUCGGGGGACGAAAACGGGUUCGUGGUGGAGAGGGCGGUGAGGAAUGAGGUGGCGGGGAAGGGUUGGGUUGAGAAUUUGAGAUUUGAGAGGGACAUUUUGGGAAAAGAAAUUGAGGGUGUUCUGUUUGAGAUGCUUUUGGAGGAGGCUGUGAUUGAACUUGACAGGUAGAAUGUGAUGAUGGGAGCUUAUUAUACAUUCUUUAGUCUGCUUGUAUUUAUUUCCUUAUUACUUUAGUUCUGCAAAUUUGCAUUCUUGUCUCCAUAUAUUUGGGGAUGAAAAAUUGUUGAGGAAAAAGUGUGUGUCAGUCCACACGUAUGUGUCUGUAAUUCCUGUGUAUAUUAUUUGCAUUGCUUUUAUUAUGGGACAGGAUGGAAUAAUAUAUAUAUUUGUUUUGAUCAAUAAAUGCAAGUAUUAGGCUUGAUGACACUAUUCAUUGUGUUGUGCUGAAUUCAUAUAUGGUAGUGGGUUUAUUUUUAUUUUUAGUUUUAU
This is a messenger RNA of Striga asiatica, 4380 nucleotides long. The record is from the annotation of a GenBank genome assembly. Lineage: Eukaryota; Viridiplantae; Streptophyta; Magnoliopsida; Lamiales; Orobanchaceae.